This is a messenger RNA of Dermacentor andersoni, 2201 nucleotides long. RefSeq lists its product as uncharacterized. The record is from RefSeq and is a predicted model, not a curated record. Lineage: Eukaryota; Metazoa; Arthropoda; Arachnida; Ixodida; Ixodidae. Gene Ontology annotation, molecular function: RNA binding. Gene Ontology annotation, biological process: regulation of DNA-templated transcription.
UUCCGUUCUUUCACCGCCAUUUCUCGUCGGCUUCCUCAUUGUGUUUACCGCACUAGGAUUUCAUCUCGCAAGUGUUGAAAAACAUCUUUAGCAUGGCUGACGCCACACAAUACGGGAGUUACGGCAACUCCCAGCCUGCGGCAGCUGGGUAUGGCUCCUAUGGGGGUUAUGGAACUGUGGAUCAAAACUACUCGCAGGCUAGCUACACCCAGCCCGCCGCGGGAUACGGGCAGCAGCAGCCAGCAGCCCAACAGCCUCAGCAACAGCCCAUGUGGGGUGCCGCUUCUAAUGUGACUUCCACACCAGCUGCAACAACCUAUGGCCAAGACCAGUAUGGGCAGCAAAGCCAGUCGUACAGUAGCUACCAACAGCCCAACUCUUAUUCACAGGGCCAAAGUGCGACAUAUGGAGGGUACGGAGCUCAGCCAGCUCCGGCCCCUCCUCCGGCUGCCGCCAGCAGCACUGCUGCAUACCCUCCCAGUGCCACCACGGGCUAUGGGGCGCAAGCACAACCAGCUCCUGCGGCGGGCUACGCAGCACCACAGCCAGCAGCCCAGGGUGCAUAUGGAGCUGCAGCCGGAUACGGUGCCCCACAGCCGACACCCCAGCCGACACCCCAGCAGCCUCAACAACCGGGCUCUCACCAGUAUGGAGGCGCCGGCGCAACACCUUACGGCUCUAGCUAUGGUGCUGCGGCAGGUGGUGCCCCCUAUGGGCAGGCCCAGGGGCCUCCGGGACAAAUCGGUGGACCGCCACAACCAGGCGGUGCUUUUGGGGGCCAGGGUGGUCCCCCCCAGCCCCCUCAGCCAGGUGCACCGUCAGGGCCCCCCAGUAGCUAUGGGAGUGGGGAUUAUGGACGGGGUGGAGGAGGGCCCCCAGGGGGCAUGGCUGGACCCCAUGGAGGUCCACCUGGGCCACCCUCUGGAGGAGGUGGCGCAGGAGGUGGCGGCGGCUACGGGGGACCACCGCCAGGAGGAUAUGGGGGUCCCGGUGGAUAUGGCGGUGGCCAAGGUGGGCCAGGCAUGUACGGCGAUCGUGGAGGAAGAGGUGGCUUCAAUAAUCAAGGUGGUCCCGGUGGCAGGGGAAGUUACAACAAAGGACCUUCCGAGGAGAUGGCAGACACCAUAUUUGUCUCCAACUUGCCAGAGGAUGUUGGCGAGGUUCAGCUGGCUGAGCAUUUUGGUGCCAUUGGACUGAUCAAGAUUGACAAGAAGACUGGGAAGAACAAGAUCUGGAUCUACAAGGACAAGAUCACGGGCAAAGGCAAGGGAGAAGCGACCAUCACUUAUGAUGAUCCUCCAACUGCUGGUUCAGCCAUCACAUGGUUUCAUGGCAAAGAGUUCAUGGGUGGCAAGAUCAAUGUCGAGCUAGCCCAGCGCAAGACUCCGUUCGGCGGUGGCUUUGGUGGUGGAAUGGGCGGCCGUGGAGGGCCCCGGGGUGGACGAGGUGGCCCCCGAGGCGGCGGAGGCGGUGGUGGAGGAGGUCGUGGAGGUGGUCCUGAUAGUGGAAUGGGCGGCCGUGAUGGAGACUGGAAAUGCCCGAACCCGGCAUGUGGCAACAACAAUUUUUCCUGGCGUGUUCAGUGCAACCGAUGUUCAGCUCCACGCGAUGGCCCUGGCGGGCCUGGAGGUCCCGAUAAUGGGCCACCAGGAAUGCGGGGUGGCAUGAGGGGCGGGCCCCGUGGAGGUCGUGGUGGUGACCGAGGUGGUCGUGGAGGAGGACCACCCAUGGGUGGACGAGGUGGUGGACCACCCAUGGGUGGAGGAGGCCCACCAAUGGGUGGCCGUGGUGGUGGCUUCGGACCGGGUCGUGGGGGUCCUGGUCGCGGCGGACCCAUGCGAGGUGGACCCGGCGGAGACAGAGGUGACAGAAGAGCACGACCUUACUAGGGAAAGUGGCCUGUGAAGUGGUGUUGACCCUCUAUUGGCUGCAUUUGUUGCUCCAUCAUGUUUGUUGGCCUGUAUCUAUCCCUUCAUCCUGUUCAUCGACCUCACAGUACGUGCUCAUGAAGAAAACUGUUUUAGUUCUGCCAUCUUUCAUGUCAAGACAUAUGUACUUUCAAGUGACAGUCUCAUGUACUGAUGUGGUGCGCCAUUCCAUGUUGCGUUUUUUUUUUUUUUUUUAUGCACCUGCUUAUCACCUUACAUUGUGUGUAUAGUGUCUCUUGUGUGCACCAAAAUAAAGCUCUUUUGUUCAUUAAA